This is a messenger RNA of Amphiprion ocellaris (clown anemonefish), 2497 nucleotides long. It is a transcript of the gene fam89b, whose product is annotated as family with sequence similarity 89 member B. Lineage: Eukaryota; Metazoa; Chordata; Actinopteri; Pomacentridae. The transcript is spliced from 2 exons. The record is from RefSeq and is a predicted model, not a curated record. The coding region runs from base 264 to 797 and encodes 177 amino acids.
AGGUCACGUCGGGGCGGAGCAGGACGAUGUCAGUGAAACACAAAGGAGAGAAGAAAACAAAGCCCGGAAGCCUCCGGUUCAAUCACAUCCAGAUCAGUUUGCUUUCCUUUUUCAAGACGGAUCUCUGUCCUGCGAUGAGAAAACACCGCGUAUAGGCGAUGCUCAAGUCAGUGUGAUGCGCAUUUGCGUGUCAUCCCGCUUUUCCUGAGAGUUUUUUACAUGCGCAAAAACUCAUCGCUGCGUCUCUGCGGUGCCGCGUCUUGAUGGACCGGAGUUGGCGCAGCGCGGCGGACCGUUCGGUGGGCGGUGUCUCGUCUGCAGAGGGGCUCCCGCCGCUGCCCAAAGGCCUGAUCGGCAUCUUAAACUCCAGCGGCGGGUCGUGGCGGGACAUCGAGAAGGUGCACAGCAAGAGAGCCCGAAUCCAGGCCGACAUCAGCCGAGGAGACGCACCGAGGGGCCCCGACAAACCGGGCGGGCUGGACGCUGCUCUGGCGCUGCUGCGGAAAGAGAUGGUCGGCCUGCGUCAGCUUGACAUGUCUCUGCUCUGCCAGCUGUGGUCUCUGCAUGAGGCCAUCCAGGACUACAAGGGCUCCUCGCUUCUGUCCGAGGCCUCGUUCACCGCUGAUAAUGGAUACUCUGAGGAGGAGGAGGAGGAGGAGGAGGAUGACGUAGAGGAGAAAGACGAGGAGGAGACAAGAGCUCUCUCACAGCCUCCGUCGUCUUCGUCCUCGUCUCUGCCUUCACCCAGCAGCAACUCCAGGGACCAGUGGAUCAAAGACUCCUUUCAUAUUCCCUGAUAUAGAUACAGACUACAUGUGCUGCAUUUCUUUAGGGCCCAUUUACACUUGUUUUAUACCAUCUCUUGUCCUGAUGUCCAGUUUCUAAUCUCAUCAGCAUUCAUUUUUUUUAAAACUUUAAAUUCAGUGCCUGUUUGAUAGAAAGACACUUCUUCACCCCAGAAUGACUUUAUCUGACAUUCCAUUAAUGCGGUUGUUUUCUAGCCGAGACGUUUGUAACAUACUCACCUACAUAUGUGGCCUUUGAUUUUACUUUUACAGGUUUUCACGUGUCUGGUUCAGGUUUGAAUUCAGCUUCAGAUUAGGUGAGUUUUACACACAUACAAGGUUAUAAGAGUUUGUUUUCUCCUUGCAUGCUACACGAUUGCGGAUAAUGGAAAGUAGUAGGGGUUUCUGGUCUACACAGGGGUUUAGAUGGUGACGGUUUAAUCCAGACAGUUGUUUUAUAGUAUUGUCACCACUGUGCAUUAAUCUGACUGGGUGCAAAUGAAAUACAGUCAGCUGUUCUGUAAUACAGGCUGUUAAUCAGCUCUACGUUCUGCUGCUCAAACUAAAUAACACUGUGUAACUCCUGACGUCUUUUGUAUGUUGAAGCAGAAAUGAGGCCAACUUAAAGAGAAGAAAAUCAAGAGAAACAAGUAAGAUCAAAUGUUAUCAGCUACAAUAUCAUCUACAUGCUACAACCUGCUGCUUCUCUGGGAUUUAAAAUGAGCUGGGAGGCAUACUGGAGUUUAGAAUUACAGUAAUAAGGUUUGUGUUUUUGAUCCAUCUGAUAGCAGUUUGUGGUUUCAUGAUGAUUCCUAAGUGUGUAGAUCAAUCUUUCCGUCCACUCAGUACUUUUUGUUUUGACUGAAGAAUUCUGUCAAUUGAUAGGCUUUAUUCUUAGUGUUCUAUCAACACAAUCUGCACAUUUUUAUAACACAAAAAGAAAAAGAAAUUAUUUGAAAAUGACAUGUUUUUCUGUUAAAUCUUACUGUACAAGAAUUCCUAAUUUUCCAUUGAUCUAUAGUCCCAUACAACUGAUUUAGGAACUUUUAGCCACACACUUAGAUUCUUAGAUAUCACACAGUGUCCUCAAUAGCGGGUCUGAUUGGUCUCAGGUUUAGUGUAUUUUUUCAUUUAUUAAAAAAAAAAAAAAAAAAAGUAAAGUCAUUUUUGCAGCCUUAUUGGAAAUCUGUGUUUUUAGUUGUAUAGAAAAUUGACUGACUGUAGUAUUUUGUAUUCACCAUUGUAAUACUUGACUUCCUCUUAAGGCUCCAGUCAUAACAAAACUGAGAAAAGAUGGCAAAUUAUAGGAAAUGAUCCCUUUCUGUCAGUUUUAAGGGUUAAUCCUAAAUGGAUUCUGCUUUUCAUUCUAUUCUGAAUUCUUGAAUCCACACAUUAAUCUGUCAUUAACUCCCAUUUCAGUAUUUUAGCUAAAGCAGCUUAUUAUUAUACUAUUAUUCAGUAUUAUUCUAAUCAUUUAAUUCAUUUUAUCACAUUUCUAGUGCCACAGUGCUUUAAAUAUACCAUUUAGAACUGUACAAGUAGGACUAUCAAACUCUGUUCCAACAGAUAAAGUUAAACAGUCCCUCUAGUGAAAACAGUCUUGGAUCAAAUCACUUGUCAGACAGUUUUCUUUGUGGCCAAAUCAUUUGGGAAAGCAAGUGAAUGACUCUUUUGUAUUUAAAUGUUAAAAUAAAACCACAGUGUUAACCACA